GUGGCAUGAAGAAGAUAAGAAAAUUAUAAUAAAUUUUUACAAAUAGUUAAAAUUAAUGGUUACCUUUUAAAUAUCCAGUUGAGGAUAAACUAUGGCCAAUAAGGAAAUAUUUUCCAAGCACAUCAAAUCAAAUGUGAAACUUGCAACGCGUUAUGAUGCGGAGGGGCGUGAAGUACAGGUGGAACGUAGAGAGGACACAGAUGCCACAGCCAAAGAAAAGGAGACUUUUGAAUUGCUGAUAAAUGCCGGUUACUAUAGGGCCUGUAUCAAGGGUCUGUCAGCUUUCGAUAAGGUGGUGGGUGGAAUGACAUGGUGCAUAGAAUGUUGUGAUUAUGAUGUGGAUGUUGAUUUGCUGUUUCAUGAGAAUCUAACCAUUGGACAAAAAAUUUCUUUGGUGGAGAAAAUUGUGGCGGUUUUGCCUCAAAUGAAGUGCCCUUUUCGCAUAGAACCCCAUCAGAUACAAGGUUUAGAAUUUUUAAGUAUACAUCCUGUCAUACAAUGGCUAGUUAAGAAAUCCGUCGAAAAUCGAGCAGAGCGAAAUAUGCGCCUGAAAAAGUUUGCCAUAGGUCAAUUUCAUAAUGAUUAUCAAUAUAAAAGCGAUAAACAAAAUCUGGAGAAAAUAAGAAGGGCUUCGGUUCACAUUAAAAAGAUACAAGAAAUUUACAAUCCCGUCCGCCAGUAUCAACGCAAAGAUACCUCUGAAGAGGAUGUAAGGACAAAAGUGCAUUUGACACUGCUGGAAUAUGGAGGCCUACCAUUGGUGCCUAGUCUUGAUGCCGAGGGACAAAAUAAAGACAAGGAAACGGAACCUGAUAUUGAAAAGUUACUUAACAAUUUAGUACUCACAAAAGAGGAUAGCACCGUGGGAUCACCACAAAAACUUGAUCAUGCAACACGUACGGCAUUAAGGAAACACUAUCAAGAAUUCAAACAUGAAAUGGAAACGGACGCUAAGGAAUUAACAGAGCAAAAUCAAAUAAAAGCAUUAGAGACCACCAAACACAACUUGCAAAGUAAAUUGGAGCGUAAUCAGAAAGAUGCCAAAGAAGUGCUUGAACUUUUAGAAAAAGAAAGAGAACAACUUGCGAAAGAAAAUGCCCAAAAGGAGGAGAUGGAAAAGCAAAUAGAGGAGUUUAAGAAAAUCGAACAAACAGUAGAUAAGGGACUGCUGGACAAAGUGCAAAGCCUUCUCAAACAACAUGAUGAUUUGAAAAAAGAAGAAUCAGAAUUUAAGGAACACUGCCGCAAAGAUCUGGCAGCAUUACAAGAGCAAAUAGACGAACUGGAAGCCUUCAAUGCUCAAGAUCCAAAGGAAAGGGAACAGGCGGUAGCCAAAGAAAAAGAGCGCAUACAAAUUUUAAAAUUACAAUUAGCCAAAAGGAAUCGAGGUAUAUUGGCCAUACAAAGACAAUUGGAUAAUACCCCCGAUCGUACUGAGUUGGCACAGUAUCAAAGACGUUUUCAUGAGUUGUACAAUGAAAUGAGUGCCAAACAUUUAGAAACUAAGCAAUAUUAUACCCUAUUCAAUACACUCAAUGAUCAAAAACGCUAUAUGGAGAAAGAGCUGUCUUUGCUGAAUUCCAUUUGUGAGACAUUCAACGAGGGUAUGAUGACGCAACAUGGUCGCGAAGAAUUCAUACAACAGUUUGAGCAGAUUGUGCAUGGGGUGAAACAAACCGAGUUGAAGGUUAAACACAAACUCAUGGAAGAGAAGAAACGUCGUGAUGCGCUCAAUGAAGAACUCCAAGGACUGCUCGAAUUGCAACGCCAAUAUGCGGCUGCUGUUAAACAACUGACCAUAGAAUGUCAAAAAUGUGAGGAGCUGCAACAGCAACUAAAGUCUGGUCGCAAAUAAUAAAGUUAGCAUCAGACUCUAACAUUAACACCAACACCAAUACCAAGCACCACAUAUACACUUUAUUAUAUAGCAUUUUCGAAAAUAUCAUUUGACAAUUCCAAGCAAUAUAUAUAUAUUAUCUGUUUUGUUUCGUUUUCUUUGUUUCCUUAUGUAUUCGGUAUUCCUGUAUAGUCCUAUGUUUUAAGUAAAGAGAUUACAAAAAACAAAACUUAUAUUUAGCCAUUUAUCUAGUAAAUAUUUUUUAUUUAUAUGAAAAUACUAUACAUACUAUACAUA
This is a messenger RNA of Stomoxys calcitrans (stable fly), 2134 nucleotides long. RefSeq names its product coiled-coil domain-containing protein 93 (gene fidipidine). The coding region runs from base 92 to 1855 and encodes 587 amino acids. The transcript is spliced from 10 exons. Lineage: Eukaryota; Metazoa; Arthropoda; Insecta; Diptera; Muscidae. Gene Ontology annotation, biological process: Golgi to plasma membrane transport. The record is from RefSeq and is a predicted model, not a curated record.